GAUAUUUAGCAGUGUUUUUUCGACUUUCAACGUGGCUACAAUUUGCUCGUCGAUUCUUGUAAAAUCGCGAACGAAAUUCGGGUCAUUUAGAACGGAACAGCUGAUACUGAAUGAAACAUUGAAUUGAAAGAUAUUUCUCGUAAGAAAAAGUGCACUGUGAAUCUUCUCCUUAUUUUUGCAAGUGAACAAUGUCCCCAUCGGUCGAGCCGCUGUCUGUUCAGAAGUUGGACGAGCUUCUGGCGCAAAGUCUCGGUAAAGACUUUCAACUAAAGCAUCUAGAAUGGAGGCCUCUAACCGCUCCAGGAGAAAACUUUGGAAGCGUGAUGCUGGCCAUCACCGCUGUUGUCACACGGGCCAACAACAAAACGGAAACACUGAAUCUGGUCACGAAACUUCCACCCACUUCCACCUAUCUCUUGGAGUUGUUCAACAGUCCGGUGACGUUUAAGAAAGAGCUGCAUUUCUACAGUUCCAUGGCGAAGGAGUUCGUGAACCUGCAGUUGGAAUGUGGUAUAAACGAACAGGACCUGAUGAUUCUUGCGCCCAAGUUCUUCGGAGGAAGACUCGGCUUGAAAAAUCCGGAAAAGUUCGACGAGCAAGCAGCUAUCGUACUGGAGAACCUCAAGUACAACGGUUACGGUACGGAAGAUCGAAUUUACGGACUGGAUAGAAAGCACACGGAAUUCGCGAUCGAAGAAUUAGCUAAACUGCACGCUCUUACGAUCGCGUUGAAGACGAAGAAACCUCAACUGUACGAGAAAGUAGCGAAAAUAGUGCUGUCGGAGGUUCUGAACGAUAUGACGGAAAAGUGUGUGGUCGAUAUGAUCAGAAAAGCUCAAGCGGAUAUAGAGAGUAUAGAGGAAGUUAAGCCGUAUCUGGAACGUGUAAACAGGACCAUAGAACAUGGUAUUCAGGCGAGCAGGAAGCUAGAGAUACCGGAAGAACCUUGGGCGACGUUGGUGCACAAUGACUUUUGGGUGAACAACAUGAUGUUUCGGCACAACGAACUAGGAGACUUAGUCGAUAUGAAGAUCGUAGACUUUCAGUUGUGCUUGUACGAUUACGGCAUGAAAGAUCUUAUCUUUUUCCUUGUAUCGAGUGCGAAUAAGGAGGUUCUGGAUAAUAAACUGGACGACAUGCUUGACCUCUAUUACUCAUGUUUCGUGAAGGUCUUGAAAAAGCUUCAAGUGGACACGGAGAAAUUUUCCAAGCAGAAAUACGACGAAAUUGUGAACCGUUGUGCGCCUGUCAAGUUCAACCAAUGCAUGAUGAUGGCUCAAGUGAUACAAGCACCUCGAGGGAUCGCUCCUGAGAUGAAGGAUAUGAAGGACAAGGACGUUUUCAUGAAUGUGGCAGGUGGAGCCACAAUGAAUGCGUUCGCAGCGCCAUCUACGAGAGGCAUCCAGUUGGAACUAAAUCCGUUUCAAGCUCAGAAGAAUGGAUAGGCGAAGCUGGUAACAGGCAGAUCUCGAUUGAAGCGUGUAUGUCGAAAAAAGCGGGAGAGAAAGUGAGAGGUUGUUCGCGUGUUGUGUUGUUCAACAUCGACGUGGGGU
Molecule: messenger RNA, 1553 nt
Organism: Habropoda laboriosa
Lineage: Eukaryota; Metazoa; Arthropoda; Insecta; Hymenoptera; Apidae
Exons: 3
Coding region: 189-1445 (418 amino acids)
Source: RefSeq, a predicted model, not a curated record